AUGUUAAGUAAGUGAAUUAUCAGCUAUAUAUUAGCCCGAAAAUAUUAAACAAUAUAUCAACCACAUGAUUAGAUCUACAGUACAUUUAAUAUGUACUCUGUACUCUGUAGUGAAUAUAAUUUCAAAUAUGAUAAACACUACCACCACACACACACACAGAAAUUUCUACUCAGAUCAUGCAUACAAACACUCACUAGAGUUUAUCGUACAAGAGGGAUCUCAGCAAGCCGCAAGAGCCUUGUGCCAUCCAGCCAGAAUCAUAAUGAUUAUACAUGCAAACAGACUUUUAAGGUUACAGAACACCUUUGAGUGUUGAUUUUGCCUAAAUUUUUUUAUUGGUUUCAAUGAAAACAUUAGACUAGUUCUACUAUCUGACCAAGUUUGAACGAAAAAUGUUGAAAACUCGCAGAGUUAUUUAAUAAAAUACAUUUCGCUGCAAUAAGAAAAACAUUGAAAAUGUAAUAUUCAAAUUCAAUUUUCUCCCGAAAAAGUUUACGGUAAUUACUGAUUUUCAAACGAGUUGUGCUCCUGCGGGUUUUAACCAAUUUUUCUCAAAUUUUCACAGGAAAUACGUCAGCUUCAAAAUUGUGUUCGGCUUUUUUUAAAUUUUGGAUAUUUUAAAAAUAAAGAGCAAUUCACUCAAACAAUUCAGAAAUAUAUUGCAGUCAUCAAAGAAAUCGCCAUAUCAGCGGAAUGACGAAAUAAACAAAAAUUUCCGAACACAGUUUUUUAGAACAACUAUUUUACUGUAUAAAAAUGAUAUUUUCAUAAAUAUAACUUAAAACCAGCAGGAGCACAACUCAAAAGUGUAACGGUACCGCGAUUUAAUAUUUUCCUGAAUAAUUCUUAAAUUAUUUUAUUGCUUGUUAAUUUUACAACUUUACCAUAUUUUGCAUGCACUGGAGAACUUUUGGUGAAAAUUUGAUGAAAAUCGGACUGAUAUUGAGCGCGUAGUAGCGAUUUUCCGCAAAACGUGACCUGUAACCUUAAUAUGGUCCAUUUGUACAGUAUCAACUUCCAGUUGUCACCCUCAGUUACACUACUUAGUUUAUACUGUAUUUUACUACUUACAGUAUGAGAGUGUACAUUAAUUUCAUUUUGCCUAUUAAGCACAGUAGCAGUGUAUCUACAGUGUUACAGAUACUGCAUACAGCAAGUAACGGUUGGAUUAAUAAAUUUGUUAUGUUUACAGUGGUGUUUGGUGAGAUAGCCAACUUUACAGCUUAUGCAUUUGCUCCCGCAGUAUUAGUAACACCGCUGGGUGCUCUGAGUGUUCUAGUCAGGUAAGAAUACAACUUAUAACAAAAUGUAAAUGUACAGUUAUCUAAAUCUAUAAUCGUAUUAUAGAGCUUCGAGUAGCGGUCAAAAUUGUCCGGAAAAAUGUCCACUACCGAAAUGAAAAUUAGUCGCACAUUUUGGAAUUUGGUCAGACAUCAAGCACUAGCAGUAAAUAAUACUUCAAGCUACAUUUACAUACUGUGAAUUAUUGGGACUGGGAUAAUUUCAGAAAGUAUUAUCAACUGACAAUAUUUGUCAUUCAGGAAAAACAGAAAUUGGCCCAACAUAUUGCAAUGUGUAAACGUACCUUUUAUAGUAUACAUCUUGUUUCCUGAGCCCGCAUUUUUGCGCCAAUUUGCUUAUCUUUCAAUUUUGUUUUCAGUGCUAUAUUAGCUUCAUAUUUUCUUCGCGAAGACUUAAAUAUCCAUGGAAAAAUUGGUUGUUUUCUAUCUCUUGUUGGGUCAGUGGUCCUCGUAAUUCAUGCGCCCCAAGAGGAGUCAAUUGCCACAGUUGAGGAACUGAGUGCUAAAUUAACAGAUGCAG
This is a messenger RNA of Paramuricea clavata, 1821 nucleotides long. NCBI's taxonomy places the organism in Eukaryota, Metazoa, Cnidaria, Anthozoa, Malacalcyonacea, Plexauridae. The record is from the annotation of a GenBank genome assembly.